AUGGGGGUGCCGACUAUUGCCGCGGCUCUCAGCUGCACCGGUGCGCUCACGGAAAAACGGCACGUGGAACUCCCGCGCCCAAAGGCGGCCCCGACGUGUAGAAAUACAUUCAGCGUCUCCCACGCCUCGAAGCACCCUGACGCUGCGCUGGCAAAGGGCUUCUUGGAUGAGCGCAUUCCGCAGCAACGCAUGGACAUGGAUGCACAACGCGGCGCCGUUCGCCAACACCAGCAAGUCAAGCGCCGUGAGAUUACUGAAUCGGCCGAGCGGAGGAACGCAAUCGGCGCCAAGGAAAAGGUUAUAGGAGUAAAGUGUUUAAUGCGUCAUGCCGCCGAGAAGAGUAUUCGGCAGGCCCACGCGGCGCAGUAUUGCCCGAUGGUUAUUCGGUUCAUGCGGCAGACCUGGCAGGCGCUUCUUCAGCAAGUGCACACGUACCUGGGCGAACCCGGCGCCAGCGAAAGUCCAGAAGAUGAAACGCAGCUUAUUGUGGCCCGCUGCCGAGGAGCACUGGAAAAUAUAUCGGCUCUCGGUGUGUGGUUUGCCGGGGCCAUCUCGAUUCCCUUUCGGCGCUACUCCGUUCGCGCUCCCGCGGAGGAUGGCACGCUCCAAGACUUUGUCGUGAUUGGCCUGGCGUCGUUCACCUACUCUUCCUACGUCAUGGACGACCGCCGCCUCGCCCAGGAGGCCACCCUCGCCGAACUCGAGCGACUCUCCAAGCGGCUCGGCGUGAGUCUUCUGUUCCUGCCGCCUUUGGUCCUGCCGGAGGAACGCCUGCGGGGGAGCGGCGGUUUCGCCCGCGGCGAGGCUUCUGCCGAGCAGCUAGUGGUUGUGUAA
Messenger RNA from Trypanosoma conorhini, 834 nucleotides. RefSeq lists its product as uncharacterized. Lineage: Eukaryota; Euglenozoa; Kinetoplastea; Trypanosomatida; Trypanosomatidae. The transcript has a single exon. Bases 1 to 834 code for a protein of 277 amino acids. The record is from RefSeq and is a predicted model, not a curated record.